Messenger RNA from Rhagoletis zephyria (snowberry fruit fly), 945 nucleotides. RefSeq names its product ring canal kelch protein-like. NCBI's taxonomy places the organism in Eukaryota, Metazoa, Arthropoda, Insecta, Diptera, Tephritidae. The record is from RefSeq and is a predicted model, not a curated record.
AUGUCGAAUCCUUACUACACUCCACGUCUCGGCAAUAUGAUGCCGCAUGACCUGGUGCGUUUCAGUGCUGCCAAUGCCGAGAUGCAUGCACCCUGCGCUGCAGCAGCAGCGGCGCUGAGACGCGACCUCAACAUGCGACCGCGGGCAUUGAAUCGUCUGCGUGAGUCUGAGCAAGCCAGUCGAUGUGAUGUAACUACUACACAUCGCUAUGAAGAUCCCUCGUACGAAAAUGUACAUGUACAUUGGCAAAAUGGUUUUGAAUUUGGGCGUUCGCGUGAUUAUGAACAUAGCCAUCAAUCGGCGAAUGGUACAACGCGACCACAAUUGCAGCGCGCACGUUCCGAAAGUCCGAGCUUUAGCACGCAGCAAAGACGCAUGCGUCAAAACGUUAACGGAGCUGCCACUAAUAGCAAUAAUGCAGCAACAGCAGCCGUUAAUAAUAUCCCGAAAUAUGGCGAUCCAUUUAAAAACUAUGUGCUCAAUGCCGAGAACAAUACAUUCAAACCGAAACUGGCUAAAGUUGAAAAUGGCGAAGGUGCCAAUGGUGGCGUGCCGAGCGGAAAUGGAAAUGGAAAGGGUGCAGCCGAAGUAGUAAUAAAUGCUUUAUCAGACAAUGUUAACGGUAACGAAACACCACCAACUAUUGGCGAACAAUUAACUGGUACAAAUCAAGUUAGUGAGCUUGAAUUGGAAAUGGAAGGCGCUAUGGGCGGCGCCAGCGCUGAAAUUUUGUCAUGCUCAGUCGCAGCGAAUGCAACAGAUGAUGUGGGCGAAAUUCCUACGAAUUUAAGUAAACCACUGAAUUUCAAUAUUAAUGAAAAUCAGAAUGAGAAUGUGAAUAUGAACAUGAAUGACAACGAGACUGAUGCAACAAAGACAAAUGCCACUAACAACAGUAACAAUAAUCAAAUGAAUUCAACUAACAAUGAACAAAACGAUGAUUGA